GCAAACAAAAACUCAAACACGCCCAACACGCGUGCAUCGGUUCGGAGAACUGGAGAGGGAUUGCUCGCCUCCAACGCCCUCUGAUUGCCAAACAGCCAUAAUCCCCGCGGGGUCUUGCUCUAUACGGCUUGGGUAGAUCAACCUUGAUGAUUAAGGGCUCUAGCUUUGUCAACCACAUUAUCCCCGAGGACGUGAGUCAAUCGGAACAAAAAAACGGUCUUCGGCCCGCCGAGGAGCGAACUAAAUAACCCCGCGAAACUCAUCAAACCCGUCACUACUUGCCGAGGCAGCUGGCGUAUUUUCUCUUCCCUUUCCGAAACACUGCCUUCGUCGCAACUCUUCCGUUCCUCAGUUGACAAGCACGAACUUGCACCUUUCGUGUGGUCGCUAACCCGGUAUGCCUUCUCAAUCUGAUUCUUCCAGUCAACGGGGCGGCCACGAUGCCGUGGUACGGAUGCCUGACAGUGCUUCCAGGGCAGCGGAGAAUGAGAAGAAUGGCUCUUCGGCAGCGAGCCCUGUCAGUCAACGACCGAGCGAGCAGGUAGAGUUCAAAGAGGGCGGCUAUGGAUGGGUUGUUGUAGGCUGCGUCUUUCUCAUCAACGCUCACACUUGGGGCUUGAACUCAUCUUACGCCGUCUUCCUCGCCUACUACCUCAACUCCGGAGCGUUUCCCGGCGCAAGUCCUAUCUCACUCGCCUUCGUCGGCGGGCUGUCCUUCUCUGUCGCCCUUCUCAUCGCCCCGAUUGUCACAUUUUGCAUCCCUCGCAUCGGCACGCAACCGACUCUCGGCAUCGGCGUCGUGAUCCAAGCGGCCGCUCUCAUUGGUGCAUCGUUCACGACCCAGAUAUGGCACCUUCUGCUUUCCCAAGGCAUUGGCUUCGGCAUCGGCAUGGGAUUCACUUUCAACUCCACUGUUGGUGUCGUCCCGCAAUGGUUCGUUGUCCGCCGCUCGUUUGCGAACUCCAUCGCCACCGCCGGCUCCGGGCUGGGAGGUCUCAUCUACUCCCUCGGUUCCAACGCCAUGAUCCGUAAUAUUGGUCUGCCCUGGGCAUUCCGAAUCCUCGCCAUCUUAUCGUUCGUUGUCAAUGGCGCUUGUUGUUUGAUGAUGAAGGACCGGAACAAGGCUCUCGGCAGCGUCCAUGUCGCGUUUCAUAAGGACAUCUUCAAGAGAAUUGAAUUUUGGUUGUUUGUCGCGUGGGGCUUCUUUGGACUCUUUGGAUACGUCAUAUCCGUGUUCUCAUUGGCGGACUAUGCCCAGACAGUCGGGUUCAGUGCCAGUCAAGGGUCUAUUGUGUCGGCCAUGUUCAACCUAUCGCAAGGUAUUGGCCGCCCGGUAAUUGGUCUAGUGAGUGACCGCUUCGGCCGCAUCAACGUAGCUGGGCUGGGCACCAUCAUCGCCGGUCUCGCCACGUUCCUGCUCUGGAUUCUCGCUGCCAAACACUUUGCAGGCCUCAUUGUCUUCGCCCUCUUCGGCGCAUUCGCCGGGGUGCUCUGGCCGACGGUCGCACCGGUGGGCGCUGAGGUGGUCGGAAUGCAGCUCCUCCCAUCGGCACUUUCCAUUUUCUGGAUUAUCCUCGUUAUCCCGGCAACAUUCGCCGAACCUAUCGCUUUAACGAUCAAGGGUUCCGGGCUCAAUGCCUAUCUUCCCGUUCAGCUGUUUACGGGAUUUAUGUAUAUCGCGGCUUUCAUCUCAAUCUGGUUCUUGCGCGUAUGGAAAAUUCGGGAGCUUGAGACCUUAGCCCUCUCGGAAGAGCAGCAAGAUGACGCUCUGCGUAACAACGAUGCUGUGUCGCUGACAACUUCACGACGUACUGGGCCUAAACCUGGUAUGAUGAAGUCCCUGCUCAAGGGCAUGUUUACCAUCCAACGAGUAUAGCAGUCUGGAGAUGACAGCACUGAGAAAAGGCGUCCAUGGCCCUGAAUAUUCGGGUCUUGGCUAAUGUAAUUUAUCAAAGCUAUAUGUAGAAACUGAUCAUUCUCACACACUUGGUACAACCCUCCAAGCGCCCGGAAUGAAACUGGCCA
Messenger RNA from Colletotrichum godetiae, 2025 nucleotides. RefSeq names its product major facilitator superfamily transporter. Gene Ontology annotation, cellular component: membrane. The record is from RefSeq and is a predicted model, not a curated record. Gene Ontology annotation, molecular function: transmembrane transporter activity. Gene Ontology annotation, biological process: transmembrane transport. Bases 398 to 1876 code for a protein of 492 amino acids. Lineage: Eukaryota; Fungi; Ascomycota; Sordariomycetes; Glomerellales; Glomerellaceae. The transcript is spliced from 7 exons.